This is a messenger RNA of Danio rerio (zebrafish), 3548 nucleotides long. NCBI's taxonomy places the organism in Eukaryota, Metazoa, Chordata, Actinopteri, Cypriniformes, Danionidae. The record is from RefSeq and is a predicted model, not a curated record.
UUCAACGGCACUUGUGAUUAUCGUCAGCAUAACAGCGAUUCUUGUGCUUGGCACACUCAUUUGGUGAGUAAAUAUUUUAAUUUACCCUUGCGCAGAUCGUUUUGUUUCUGUAAGUUAGCGCCAGUGUUUUGUGCCUGCUAUGAUGUGUGUAGUAAUGUCGGCUAACGCUAGCUAACUAUAUUAUGGACAUAACGUGACUCUAUUUUGAUGAAACUUCCAUAACUUCCUCUGUGUUGAAAAUAGGUAACUUUCAAGACUUUUGUCACGAUAAAAUUGAGGAAAAACUUUAAUGUAGCAGUAACGUUAACGGUCGCGGGCGUGCUCGUCACGCGCACGCGCCCACCUGCCAUGCAAGUAACAUUUGUCAUCGAGUACUGACUAGCAGCUAGCAUGAUGAUGAGAGACUGAUCCCGGCGGUUUGGGAGUUUCCUGAGUUUUAUAACUGUUGUUUGUAAGCUCAGGCAGAACAUCAGAACAAGUCUGGAUGUAUCCUUUUAUUUUAAUAUAGUAUUUUAAUAUAUUUUAAUAUUACUACCCAGAUCCGUCUUGGUUCGCUACAGACAAGAGUGUUUACCUGUCUGAAAAGAUCUUUACACUGAGUUUAUCAUAGUCUGCUAUGAUAGGGAACAUAUUUGCUGGCAUACUCAGUGGCUUACAUUGUUCUUUAAGGUCAUCUUGUACAUAAUAUGUACAUUUUAAUACUGGGAGCUGUCAUUGUGGGUUAUUGGCCUAUGUUACAGGUUUCACAUGUACUUGGUUGUGCUAAAUUGUUGUAUUUUUUUUUAACUGCCCCCUUCCAGGCUCAAGCAGAUGGUGAUCAAUCCACACAUUCCAUAAUCCCAGCAAUAAAAGAUUUUUCAAAACGACAAACCGUUUCCUAUGCAGUGGACAUGUAAGUACUGCACAUUUUGUGCUGAAAAGAGGGGCUACUUACUUAAACAUUACCGCUUAAAACACGGGUGCCACACUCGAAUAUCACCACUACCAUGCCUUCAUAAGGAAUGCCUGUGCACAUUUAAAUCUUUCAAUGCACUCAAAGUCCACUUAUCAACAUGGCACACUCAAAAGGACUUAGGGAACGUGGGUGAAACUGCUUUCCAUUGUCAGCUGUGUGACUUUGUGGAGCCUUGCACUGAUGCUGACUUUUUUACCCAUUUACGAAGACAUUUGAAGCUGAAGCAAAAGGUUUCUUGUCCAUAUCAAGGCUGUAACUUUCAGAGCAAUGUUUAUUCAACCUUUAAUGCACAUAAAAGCAAAGAACAUCAAGACCACAAUAACAUGGCAUUCAAACCUGAAAUUGUGUCACAUAAUGAACUUGAGGAACCUCCACCUCAUACAAAUAUUCAACCCGAGGAUAGUGCCCCUGAAACUGAUGAGGUUGAGUUUGAGGUUACUGAGCUCAGUGAAGAUGUGGAGAACUUGGAGAGUCAGUUGGAACAUAAUGUAGCUGCUCUAUUUCUGAAAAUGAAAUCAAUUCUUAACAUCUCUGAAAAUGCCCUGCAAGAAGUUAUAGAGCAGAUCAAUCAAAUUUAUGUGCUUUCACAGCCAUUGUUACAUACAUCUGUUAAAAAAAUACUAAAUCAACAUUGUGGAGAUGUUGAGGACUCUUUAGUGAGUGAGAUAGUUAAAGUAUUUACUGAGAAUAAUGUAUUCCUAAAAUUCACCUCUACUGGGGGGUCAUUGUCAACCACUAGCAAGCGAACAUCAUACAUUUCAAAAGAAUUCUCAGUGGUAACGCCUGUUGAGUUUGUCCUAAAAGAUGACAAGCAGACAUUUGUGUAUAUCCCCGUACUAAAAAUGCUGCAGACAUUGCUAAACAAUGGAGACAUUUUAGAUAAGGCCAUGUCACCUGAGCCAAAUUUGUCACAAGGAUACCGAUCUCACAGGGAUGGUUCCCGGUUUAAAGACAAUUCUCUCUUGACAGAGGAAGAAUUCAGGAUUGCUCUUUGCUUGUACAUAGAUGAUUUUGAGGUGGCUAACCCCUUAGGAACCUCCAGAAAGAAACACAAGCUAUGUGCCAUUUACUGGGUACUUGGAAAUCUACACCCUAAAUAUCGCUCCUCUCUUCAUUCCAUUCAGCUUGCUCUACUUUGCAAGGUCAGCAGUCUCAAAGACCAUGGUUAUGGGGAAAUUCUCCGUCCACUCAUUCAGGACCUUGUUUUUCUUGAGCAACAGGGUGUAUAUGUUGAACAGUUAGGAGCCAGCAUAAAAGGCACAGUAUUAUUUGUUGCAGCAGAUAAUUUAGCUGCCCAUUCUUUGGGAGGGUUCUUUGAGAGCUUCACAGUAAGUCAGAUGUGCCGAUUCUGUAUGGCCAAACGGGAGGAAAUACAACACAAGGAAGUGAGGACAGGCUCAUUUCCAUCAAGAACAAAAGAAAAUCAUGAUAGACAGGUGCAAGAUGUAUUGCAGGAUCCUACCAUGGCUCAACAAUAUGGCGUGAAAAGAAGCUGCCCACUUAGUAAAAGCUUGGAACAUUUUCAUGUUGUCAAUGGGUAUCCUCCAGACCUUUUGCAUGAUCUUCUGGAGGGUGUUGUUCCGGCUGAACUGGCUUUGUGCUUAAAGGCACUAAUAUCAAAGGGAUACUUCUCACUUGAAAUCCUGAAUGUGGCUAUUAAACAGUUUCCAUAUACAUUUUCAGACAGAACAAACCAACCCCAGAUCAUCGCAAAGAACUUUGCUUCCAAAGCAACAAUUGGAGGAAAUGGUCAUGAAAAUUGGACACUCCUUCGCCUUCUGCCACUACUGAUAGGUCAUCACAUUCCCGAGGGGGAUGAAACCUGGGAGGUUUUAAUGAACUUAAAAGAUGUAGUGGAAUUGUCAGUGUCUGCAAGCUUCUCAGAGGAGUCAGUGUGCUUUCUUGACUGCAAGAUUGCAGAACAUAGAGAUAUAUUUCAGAAAGUUUUCCCGAAUGAGAAGCUACGACCGAAGCACCACUACAUUGAGCACUAUCCUCAACUAAUUCAAACUUUUGGUCCAUUGUGUGAUGUGUGGACAAUGCGUUUUGAAGGCAAACACAAGUUCUUCAAGAAAGUUGUGCGUCACAUUCACAACUUCAAAAACAUACCCCUUACUUUAGCUCUCAGACACCAGCAUAUGAUAGCCUUCCAUUUAGCUGCUACCUCCUUUUUCAAGCCAUCUGUUGAAAUUAACAAAGUGAAGUCUGUAAUGGUUGCUUCAUUUCCUGAAAAUGUGAAGAACCGUCUCCAUCUCAGGAAUAACCAGAACACAGUCCUUGUAGCAGCUUCUGUUUGCAUAGAUGGCAUUAAGUACAGUGCUAAUAUGGUAAUUUCCGUUGGAUCGUGCUCAGGGCUGCCAGAUUUCAGACAAAUAGCAAAGAUUGUGGUGAUCAAUACAGACAUAAUAUUUGUCUGCAGACUUAUGAAAUCAUGGUACAAUGAGCAUCUUAGAGCGUACGAGCUCUGUAGUAGCCAUUUGCCCACGUUCUCUGUCACUCAGUUGUCUGAAUUAAAUGAUGUUUUCCCGAUUUCACUUUACAGAGUUGUAGACAAGCAGCUUGUCACACUGAAACGGCACAUAUUAUGCUGAGA